Messenger RNA from Purpureocillium takamizusanense, 2412 nucleotides. RefSeq lists its product as uncharacterized. Bases 1090 to 2145 code for a protein of 351 amino acids. The transcript has a single exon. The record is from RefSeq and is a predicted model, not a curated record. Gene Ontology annotation, molecular function: methyltransferase activity. Lineage: Eukaryota; Fungi; Ascomycota; Sordariomycetes; Hypocreales; Ophiocordycipitaceae.
CACCGCACCGCACCGUAGGUAGGUAACUACUGCACCGCGGGCACUGCACCGCACUGCACACCUCCUCCACUCACUGGCCCUGGCUGCACACCGCACGCACCGCAGGGGCCUCAACGGCCGUUGGCACAACCCAUCCAAGCCAUCCAUCCACCCAUCCAUCCAUCCAUCCAUCGAAUCCAUCGCAUCAGCGCCCAGCUGGAUGGAGCAGCCCCUGCCUCCCCCCCCAUUUUCCCUCCGUGCCAACUUAUGCGACGCCGCCUCCGUCUCGCUCUGUCUUUCGUGACUCGCCGGCACCUGCGCUUGUUUUCUGCUUCUUGCCACGCAAGGGCAACCCAGUGUCGGAUUCACUGGGCAUUUAUCUACAAAUAAUAUCUACAGUGCCGCUGCUCUUCUCCGCUCCGCUUUGCUCUGUGAAGCUGUGCAGCACCCUCGGCAACCAUCAUCGUCCACUACCAAGAGGUAAUUACAGGCACUAACUACCUAUCUUACCUUACUUUUCUUAGUACUCGCCGUACCUUCCCUUAUUACGCGGCCCUGCUCACUCACACCUCGGGCUCCAGGUACGAAGUACGAAUAUACCUAGGUACUUUGGCUUGCCUUCCUUGCCUCGUCCCUGGACCUGCUUCCUUCCACCUGACAACAACAACAUCAUCAUCACCCCGGCCCAACCAAACCAACCCCAGCCUCGACGUCGCGUGCCUCGUCGCCGGCUUCUACUGGUCACCUCUGAUCCCGCCACACUUCCCUCUCGUGUCGUAUCUCAAGCCGGUCGUCCCGCCGCAUCACACCCGGCUCCGACGAGAGAGGUGUCCCCUCUAACUAUCACCACCGCUUUGCUCUCUCCUCUCGGCCGAGCUCCGGACUUGUUGGCUCCGCUCCGGCCAACACACCUCGCUUCCCUCACACGGGCAGACUCGCUCGUCUCUUUCCUGUCUGAGGAUCACUCAUCACUCGCGUUGCGAGGAGCUCACUCCGCGAGAGCCGCCCGUCACACGCACACGCACGCGCAUACGCACACGCAGGCCACUCCCCCCCUCUCCCUCCCUCAUGGGCGCAUCGUCGUCGUCCCUCUCACCCGCUGCGAGGUAGAUGGACGCCACGACAUCCGCAGCGGCAGCAGUAGCAGCAGCAACGUCGCCGACGCCGACGCCCGUGCCGAUGGAGGUGACGCAGCGCCCGCCCUCGCUCGUGCGCGUCGAGGUGGACACGGACGAGGCCGACUCGACGUACGGCAACGCCGCCCCCUCAGCGGCCAGCACCUCGCUCCGCAGCAGCAUCCUCCGUUUCGAGUGGAAGCACGGCCGCCGUUACCACUCGUAUCAGUCGGGCUCGUACCCGUUUCCCAACGACGAGCGCGAGCAGGACCGCCUCGACAUGAUGCAUCACGCCCUCUUUCGCCUCCUCGACGACCGCCUCUUCCUCGCCCCCAUCGACCCCAACGGCCUGCGUGUCCUCGACGUCGGAACUGGCACUGGCAUCUGGCCCAUCCACCUCGGCGAUCUUUGCCCCGGCGCCGAUGUGGUCGGAAACGACCUCAGCCCCAUCCAACCCACCUGGGUGCCUUCCAACGUCCGCUUCAUCAUCGACGACGCCGAGCUCGACUGGGCCCAGCCCGAGCGCUACGACUACGUCCACGUCCGCCACAUGGCCGCCUCCAUCCGCGACUGGCCCCGUCUCUUCCGCCAGAUCUUUGACAGCCUCAAGCCUGGCGGCUGGGUGGAGCUGCAUGAAAUCGACAACACCGUCUACUCCGAGGAUGGCACCCUGCGCCCCGACAACCCCCUCGUCGAGCUCAUGGACGGGCUCAAGGCAGCGUGCGACAAGAUCGGCCGGACCAUGGACCCGGCUCCUCACUUGGCCACCUGGGCACGCGACGCCGGCUUCGCGCGCGUCGACGAGCAGCGCUUCCAGCUGCCCGUGGGCACCUGGCCGAGAGACCCACGCCUCAAGGAAGUCGGCGCCUUCAUGGCCAUGAACUUUUACGACGGCGUCGAGGCCUUCACCGCGGUGCUGCUGCGUGACAUCCUGGGUUGGCCCGCCGAGGCGGUCGAGAUGGUCAACUGGAGGGUCAGAGCCGCCUCUCGGCGCAAGGACGUGCAUGCCAUGUUUGACGUGGUGGCGGUGACGGCGCAGAAGCCGGCUUGAAACAGCGUGGUGCAUUCGGUCAUGGGGAGCGGCGACGACAGUAGGUGGUAUUUUGAUCAAUGGUUUCACGAGCGCGGCGUUGUUGGUUCAUAUAUGUUUGCUUUUACUCCAUGUCAGGUCGGGCCAUGUAUGACAUGUUAGAUUUCCACAGCGGUGCAUGCCACGGGGCGCAGUGAGGAUUGCCGGGAGGGGGCGUCGAACCGAGCCCUGCGGCUUCUUAUUUAUUUAUUUAUUUUCUUUUUAUAGAGGUGAAUAAGACAGUUGAAG